Naegleria gruberi is the source of this 372-nucleotide messenger RNA. RefSeq lists its product as uncharacterized. The coding region runs from base 1 to 372 and encodes 123 amino acids. The transcript has a single exon. The record is from RefSeq and is a predicted model, not a curated record. NCBI's taxonomy places the organism in Eukaryota, Heterolobosea, Eutetramitea, Acrasida, Naegleriidae.
AUGCUCUUCAAAUCACUCGCUCGUUCUCAAGCCAGCAGACAAAUCAUCGCUAGAAAUUUUGCUGGUGUUAGAUCUUUCCAAACUAACAUUGCACAAAGAGGAGGUGGUCAUCAUGACGAACAUCACGACUCUCAUCAUGAUGAACAUCAUCACGAAGAACCAUAUACGGAUAAUGAUGGUAGACUCUUUGGUAUUGCUCAAGGAGAACAAUAUAAAUCACAAGGAUGGGAAAAGAGAUUCCUCCCACUCAUGUACGGAGGUGUUCUUCUUUUAGUUAUUGGUCUUGCUUUCAAGCCAGAUUAUAGCGUUCAAAGUUGGGCUAAAGAAGAAGCACUCAGAAGAAGAGCUGCCCGAACAUCUCAACAAGAAUAA